This is a messenger RNA of Nerophis lumbriciformis (worm pipefish), 1035 nucleotides long. The record is from RefSeq and is a predicted model, not a curated record. Lineage: Eukaryota; Metazoa; Chordata; Actinopteri; Syngnathiformes; Syngnathidae.
AUGAACGCCGUGACCGCCGCGACCUGCUUUCUUGUGGCCGGCCUCGGCUGCUUCAUGUACGGCCGCGAUGUUUUACUGUGGUCGCUCCGUGUCUCCUUGUCAGAGCCGUCCUCCAUGCCCGAGCCGGGGGCUGCUCCGAGACGGAGCCCGCAAGGAGUUCCUUAUACAGACCUGGAGCACAUCGUCAACGCCGAUGGACUGCACCUGUUUUGCCGCUACUGGAAGCCAGUCGGCCCGCCAAGGGCGCUGGUGUUCAUUGCCCACGGGGCCGGGGAGCAUUGUGGGCCAUAUGACGAAAUUGCACAGAGACUGAAGGAACUGUCCCUGCUGGUCUUUGCACAUGACCAUGUUGGCCAUGGUCAGAGUGAAGGAGACAGAAUGAACAUAAAGGACUUCCAGAUAUACAUCCGAGACACGCUACAACAUAUCGACCUGAUGACGUCUCGCCAUCCCGACCUGCCUGUCUUUAUCGUGGGCCAUUCAAUGGGUGGCGCUAUAUCCAUCCUCACAGCCUGCGAGAGGCCUUCUGAUUUUACUGGAGUUGUUCUGAUUGGUCCAAUGGUCCAGAUGAACCCUGAUUCAGCCACACCGUUCAAGGUUUUCCUGGCCAAGGUCUUGAAUCACAUGCUGCCAAAUUUAACUCUGGGCUCUAUUGAGUCCAAAUGGGUGUCACGGGACAAGAAGCAGAUUGAGGCUUACGAGGCCGACGAGCUGAACUUUCAUGGAGGGCUGCGCGUGUCGUUUGGCAUCCAGUUAAUGGGGGCGGCGGCUCGCAUUGAGAGGGAGAUUCCAUCCAUUAGCUGGCCCUUCCUUCUCCUGCACGGUGAUGCUGACAAGCUCUGCGACAUCCGAGGCUCCAAAAUGAUGUUUGAUAAGGCUCCCAGCUCAGACAAGAAACUCAAGGUCUACGAGGGAGGCUAUCAUUCCCUUCAUCAUGACUUGCCAGAGGUGUCAGAGUCUGUGCUGAACGAGGUGACCGGCUGGAUUACAGAGCGCAUUCCCAACACCACAUUGCCAUCACCAAAAGGCUCUUAA